AUGAAAAAUUUAAGUGGAGAAUUCACCUCUGUGCAAGUACACAGCGUCAUCCAGCAAAACGGCUCCAACGUAUUUGAAAGCAAAAACUAUGCCUUAAGUAACGACAUGCCUGAAAAAUGCGACGCAAUAGCUAGCAAUUGCUUCCUCAAUGGAAGUGUGUACAUAGAAAAGUGUUACGUGUGCACCCUGAAAAUGAAGAACGUUAAUUCGUCGGACGUUUGUUACAAUUACGUUCCCUCGGUGGAAACACCCAUACAGGAAGAGGCGCAGAUAUACAACCACUUGAAGAGCUCCGCUGAUGUGGGGGACAACAUCGACUAUAAAAACGCGGGCGGUGAGAACAGUGGCUCCACAAAUAACGCAACGGGGGUGGUCCACGAAUCGGUGCUCCAAGGACAAGCAGCUGCAGAGGAGGGAGGAAAGGAUGCUGUGCAGGAAACUGCUCCUCCAAGCAGUACAGCAGCAGUAGAAGGAACGACGGCUGGGCAAGUGUCUACAAAUGCUCCGCCUUUACCGAGCCAGGGGGAAGAAACCGGAGUACUAAACAUGGGUACCACAGGAGGGGAAGCAGUAAACCUUUCAGGAGGCGAUCAGCCAGAUCAACAGGGAACAGCCGGACCAGACGGCUCGUCAAGCACGGCACCCGGAGCCCCCUUGCUAGGCACCCAAGUGUUACAUUUACUAAAGUACAUAAAAAAAAAUAAGGUCAAAAUGAACUUGAUCACAUACAAAAAUCAUGAGUCUAUUAGCACUGGACAUGACUGCUCGAGAUCCUACUCACUCAAUCCUGACAAGUACGAAGAGUGUGUAAAAAUAUGCGAAGCCAACUGGAGCAAAUGUGAACAUGAUGCAGUGCCGGGAUUAUGUCUUUACGAACAUGCAAAGGAGAAUGACUGUUUCUUCUGUUAUGUGUAA
Messenger RNA from Plasmodium fragile, 915 nucleotides. RefSeq lists its product as uncharacterized. The record is from RefSeq and is a predicted model, not a curated record. NCBI's taxonomy places the organism in Eukaryota, Apicomplexa, Aconoidasida, Haemosporida, Plasmodiidae. Bases 1 to 915 code for a protein of 304 amino acids. The transcript has 2 exons.